Molecule: messenger RNA, 1876 nt
Organism: Xylaria bambusicola
Lineage: Eukaryota; Fungi; Ascomycota; Sordariomycetes; Xylariales; Xylariaceae
Product: phosphoserine aminotransferase
Exons: 3
Coding region: 531-1787 (418 amino acids)
Biological process (GO): L-serine biosynthetic process
Cellular component (GO): cytoplasm
Molecular function (GO): pyridoxal phosphate binding; O-phospho-L-serine:2-oxoglutarate transaminase activity
Source: RefSeq, a predicted model, not a curated record
GUUGUCAGUGCUAAGCUUGCAACGCCAGACGGCUGCCAGGUGUCCGUAACCAGCGCCAGGAUGUUACACAUACUGUUACCCGCCGUUCUCGGCCAGCAAUAUGUAAGCAUUGCCAUUACCUAACGUGUAAUCGAAAUCGCUGCGACGAUGUGACCUGCGCAAAAGUCUGUGACUCAGAACUUAAGCACGCUUAAACGGAUAACCCACCAAGUGACUGAAUUAUUAUUCACGUUGCCAUGAAUUCUUAGCAAAAAGAUUUUCCGCCAAGCUCCGAAUCAGCGCCCAAGUUUGAGUCAUUGGUGCGAGUGUAGGACAGGACGGUGCGAGACAAGCAAUGAUGCCCCUUUGUUAAUUAAGUAUAUUAUUACCCCUCCAUGCUACCCCUCGCCGAAGAUAGUUGCAUGUCCAUUAUCUCAGCUAUCUAAUAGAUACCUCAAUAUCAGAUAGCAUCAACCUCCUCCCCUUUGCGACAUCAAUUGAUACCCACUCCCUUGCACUACGGCCUGGGUCGAUACGGCUCCAUCUCCGCCAUGCCCUCCCGAGCAGACAUCACCUAUUUUGGUGCCGGCCCGUCGGCUCUUCCCACCGAGGUAAUCGAGGAUGCUGCCCAGGCGCUUAUCAACUACAACGACACCGGUCUGGGCAUCGCCGAGCACUCACAUCGCUCCGACAUAGCUAAGAACAUCAUCAAUAAAACCAAAGCUGACCUCGCCUCCUAUCUGGAUAUCCCAGAUGACUAUGAGAUCCUAUUUAUGUCCGGCGGUGGCUCGGGAGAGUUCGCCGCCGUGGCUUACAACUUUGUCGGUGCUUGGGUUGCACGCAAACAGGCCGAGAUCGGAUCCGGCGACAAUGCAGUACCACAGCUUCAAUCGGCCCUGAAAGACCUCAAAAUGGACUACAUAAUCACCGGCGGAUGGUCACAGAAAGCUGCGGCUGAGGCUGAGCGAUUAUUCGGCGCGGAACAUGUCAACGUUGUGGCAGACAGUCGCAAGGUCAAUAAUGGUAAAUUCGGAGUUAUACCCGAUGAGAGCACUUGGAACCUUUCUCAGGGCGCUGCAUUUGUCUAUUACUGUGAUAAUGAGACCGUCGAUGGCGUCGAGCUGCCUGGGUUCCCCAAGGCCCUCGAGUCGACGGGUGUCAAUGAGCCAAUUGUCGUAGCCGACAUGAGCUCCAAUAUCCUUUCAAGGAAGGUGCCGAUCAAAAAAUUCUCGGCUAUUUUCUUCGGCGCCCAGAAGAACUUGGGUUUGACAGGCAUCACCGUCGUAGUUAUCAAGAAAAGCUUCUUACCACCUGUCACGUCUCAGCCUUCUGCGACUCUGAUGAGACAGCUCGGCUUACCGAUUCCGCCACGCAUUUUCGAGUAUGAGACUGCUGCCAAGAACAACAGCUUGUACAACACAUUGAGCAUUUUCGAUGUAUAUGUCGCGGGCCAGGUUUUGAACAGGCUGCUGCAACAAUAUCCCAACAAAGUCGAAGGACAACAAGCGGUGUCUGAAGAAAAGGCUCAGAUUAUCUACGGAGCUCUAGAGGCCUGCCCUAACAUCUACAAGAUUAUCCCUGAUAAGACAGCGCGGUCACGUAUGAAUAUCUGCUUCAGGAUUGAGGGUGGUGAUGCCGUAGAGGCAGCUUUCUUGAAGGAGGGUACUGCUCUGGGCUUGACUGGGCUGAAAGGUCACCGCAGUCUAGGUGGGAUUCGGGCGAGCAAUUAUAACGCGAUCUCCAUCGGUGGUGCUAAGAAACUCGCCGACUUUAUCGGCGCUUUCGCUAAGAAACAGGGACAGUCAUAAAAGAGUAAUAGAGGGAGCAAGGGCUGUACGCCCAAUAUUAAAUAAUUCCACGACCGCUUAGUGGCACCUAAAUUCAUGCAAUAACUGAC